Messenger RNA from Drosophila serrata, 1377 nucleotides. RefSeq names its product Palmitoyl-protein thioesterase 1 (gene Ppt1). Lineage: Eukaryota; Metazoa; Arthropoda; Insecta; Diptera; Drosophilidae. Gene Ontology annotation, molecular function: palmitoyl-(protein) hydrolase activity. Gene Ontology annotation, biological process: protein depalmitoylation; receptor-mediated endocytosis. Gene Ontology annotation, cellular component: lysosome. The record is from RefSeq and is a predicted model, not a curated record.
GCCUGCUUGGAAACGGUCACACUGGAUAAAAACAAUAACAAAGAGCUAUGUGUCGGUUCAUCCUUAUCCUUUUUUUACUCGUAAUAAUCGUUGUGGCUUUCUUCUGGUGGAAGCCGGAAGCGGGUGGCACCAAUUCCGAUGUCGUGCCCGUAAUCCUGUGGCACGGAAUGGGCGACACUUGCUGUGCGCCGUUCAGUUUGGGUGCCAUCAUGUCGCUGAUUGUGGAACAGACAAAGGGCGGCUACGUUCGCUCCGUUGAGAUCGACGGCAACAUUGUGAUGGACUGGCAGAGCGGCUUCUUCCUCCAUCCCAACGACCAGGUGGACUAUGUGUGCAAGGAGCUGCUGAAGGACGAGAAGCUGUCCAGGGGCUACAAUGCGAUUGGCUUCUCACAGGGCGGCCAGUUUCUGCGAGCCGUGGCCCAGCGGUGUCCGCAGCCGCCGAUGCGUACCCUCAUUACGUUGGGCGGUCAGCAUCAGGGGGUGUUCGGGCUGCCCAUGUGCCCAACACUAAGCGCAAAGUCCUGCGAGUACAUUAGCGAGCUUCUUACGACGGCCGUAUAUACAACCAAAGUGCAGGAGGAUCUGGUGCAGGCCACAUAUUGGCAUGAUCCCAUCAUGGAGAAUCGUUACCGGUUGGGCAGCACUUUCCUGGCGGACAUCAACAACGAGGUGUACCUAAAUACAUUCUACAUUGAGAAUCUCAACAAGCUUAAAAAAUUUGUGAUGGUUAAAUUCCUGAACGAUACAAUUGUGCAGCCAAAGGAGUCGCAGUGGUUUGAGUUCUAUACCAAUGGGCAGGACAAACUCAUUACGCCACUCAAGGACAGCAGAGUUUAUACUAAUCUGGGACUGGACAAAAUGGAUAAUGCUGGUAAGCUAGUCUUCCUGGGCGUCGAGGGUAAUCACUUGUCCAUAUCCAAGGCGUGGUUUAUUAAGAACUUAGUGCCUUUACUACUUGAAAAGUGAGCCAAAUGCUAGGCCAAAAGCAUGUGAUCAUGAAAUAAGAUAUGUGACAAGAAGGAUAUUUACUUUUAAUUGAGGAACAAGUAACUUAACACACUUUUUUGAUACACUUUAAUAGAUUUUAAUAAUAGAUUUGUAAUAAAUUCAGUUGGGACAUACAAAAUGUGUGUAUGUGUGUGUUUUACGUUUUUUACCUUUCUUUCACUGUUCCUUUGUUAACUAAUUAGCUUAAAUGUUAGGAUUUACGUCUCUUGUACACUAUAUGUCUUAAGUAUAUUGUUGUGCCCGAUAUAUUUCUCGGAAAUAUUCAAUGCAAGGCAACCGCGUGUUCCGACUAAAAUCAUUCGUAAUUACUCCGUUUAUAUAAACAUUUACAUAUAUAUAUAUAUAUAUGUGGGUGUGUAUGUUAGGA